AUGGUGAUGAAAAGAGAAGUAGCCUCGAUCCUGGACAUGCUUGCGACGUUUACCUCCCUGGCGGUUUUGAGACUGUCCAUUCUAACCAGUGCUGGAGGACUCCUCCCCCGAUCCAUGUACUUCCGCUUCCUGGAGCUGUUGUGGGCCUUCACCAAGAUGGCAGUUGUGAGACUUGCUCCGUCUAGUCUGUCCAGUGUGGGUGGACCCCACAUCAGCGGACUUCCAGAACACGCCCGAUCCUUAAAGGCUUUGUGGUCUCACGGGGCUGUCUGUCAGAACCAGUCAACUGCAGGAUGGAGCUGCGGUCAUCUCCACAAGGACUUCAUCUGCUCAAGAGGUUGCCUGUGUCAUCAGAGAUCAAGGCAAUUUCACCGCUAUCGGAUCGGGUAUGACCCGGUGGGUCGAUUACAACGAGCGGCAAGUGUUGGGGACCUGGUGACAACAGAGAAUAUGAUCCACUCCAGGAGACAUCAUGUGGAUGAAUAUGAUAGACGGGGCAGGACAUCCCUACAUUAUGCGUGUGCCCACAACCAUCCAGAUGUGGUAACACUUUUACUGGAAAAUAACUCCAACAUUAACAUCAAGGAUGAUGAAGGCUGCACACCGUUGAUUAAGGCCGUGCAGUGGCAAAACACAGAUUGUGUUUCUAUAUUGCUCAAGUACAAUGCUAAUCCAAAUCUGUCAGAUUUCCAUGGGAAUACAGCCUUUCAUCAUGCCGCUUCUAGGGGAAACAUAAAAAUUGUACAAUUGCUCCUGGAGUACAACGUUGAUUUUGAAGCCAAAACAAAGUAUGGCUUGACACCAUUGGAACUUGCAAUAUAUGGACAUCACCCUGAAAUGGUAAACUUCUUAGAAUCAAUGAGUGCAGAUGCACAGGCCAUGCAAGUGUCAAGCAGUGUAAGAAGACCAGCACAUAAAAAAGGAGUGAAGCAUGUAAGAUUUUUGGAAGGAGUAUUUGUUUUUAACAAUGAAAGGCCUUUGUCCCGUCGAGUAAGACCACCAGGACAGCUAAAAUCCAUUCUGAAAACAUCAAACCAGCAUAAUUCAGAAGCUGGUAUACAAAUUACAGGAAGAUCACCAUGGUGUGUGAAUGUGGAUAAUGUCAGCUCUACCUCCUCUGUGAAGGGAGAAUCAGUGAGAAAGAGCCACAUAAAACCUAAGAGGACCCAGAACAGUUUUAGAAAAUCUGGACUUUAUUUGUGUUCUCGUUUAGAGCCAAUUCCUGAAGAAUUGGAAGAAGAUACAUCUGCAACGGAUGAAAAAACUAAAAUGGAAAAUUUCCAUUCCGUGCCUUCUGAGGCUGCUGCUGAUGUUGGACCUUCCGCUUAUACUGCUGACAGCCUGGAUGCUGUUGAGCCUGCGCAGACUAAGUCCACCAAUGCCGCUGCCAGUCUGACUGCAGCUGAGCCUGCGCCAACUAAGUCCACCAAUGCGGCUGCCAGUCUGACUGCAGCUGAGCCUGCGCCGACGAAGUCCACCAAGGAGGCUGCCAGUCUGACUGCAGCUGAGCCUGCGCCAACUAAGUCCAUCAUUGCCGCUGACAGUCUGACUGCAGCUGAGCCUGCGCCAACUAAGUCCACCACUGCCGCUGCCAGUCUGACUGCAGCUGAGCCCGAGCUGUCCCUUACAUAUGCUGCUGACAGUACUGUGUCAGGUGACUCAGGACCAGCUAGUCACAUUGGAUUGGAUUAUGUAGUUGAUUUACCUCUUUACAAGGAGAGUACAAGUGAAGAAGAAAUAUUUUAUACUGCUUCUUCAGAUGAGGAAUCUUUUAUUCCUGACAUAGAAGAAGGUCUGCCUGCUACUCAGGCACCUGUUGAUAUUUUUGAUGCUUCUGCGUCAGCUGAACCAAUAAACCACAGCAUGAACCCUCUCAGGAAGAGUGGAUAUCUUCGGGCACCAGCGAUAGCACACAUCCCCUUUUUGCCUUUUAUAUGGCUUGUAUCCUCACUUUUCUCUGUCAUAACAUGGAUGAAAAUCCAAAUUCAACAUGCAUGGCAUGAAGAAAAUGGCCAUGGAGCUCCCACUAACAAAAAAGUUGGACCAGUGGCUGCGGCUCCUGAUCCCUAGACCCUUGAUGUUCCUCCAGGAUCGAUUGGAAUGCCACAGCAGUCUGUGUGGGAGAAUUGAUCAUAUAUAUAAAUUGUUGAGUUAAAGGUAUAAUGUGAUAGUAGACUGAAGUAAAAAUUUAUUGUUUCACUGGA
Rattus norvegicus (Norway rat) is the source of this 2204-nucleotide messenger RNA. It is a transcript of the gene Poteml1, whose product is annotated as POTE ankyrin domain family member M like 1. The record is from RefSeq and is a predicted model, not a curated record. NCBI's taxonomy places the organism in Eukaryota, Metazoa, Chordata, Mammalia, Rodentia, Muridae.